Messenger RNA from Mycena indigotica, 621 nucleotides. Its product is annotated as GAF domain-containing protein. Lineage: Eukaryota; Fungi; Basidiomycota; Agaricomycetes; Agaricales; Mycenaceae. Gene Ontology annotation, molecular function: L-methionine (R)-S-oxide reductase activity; protein binding. Gene Ontology annotation, cellular component: cytosol. The record is from RefSeq and is a predicted model, not a curated record. The coding region runs from base 16 to 621 and encodes 201 amino acids. The transcript has 5 exons.
UUGCACUCAACCAUCAUGCCUCAUGCUGACUCUGCACUCGUACCGGAAUCUAUCACGUCCAAGUCUGACUUCUGGGCGCAUGUCUAUUCUCAGCUGGAUGCUCUCCUCGAUGGCCAGCACGGAAACUGGGUCACCAAUCUGUCCAACGCGGCUUCCUUGAUAUACAACUCGUUGCUGGCGUUUCAUAGCCAUUUCGGAGACGGAGAGCGCGCUGUAAACUGGUGUGGCUUUUAUCUCGAUUCCCCAUUAUUCCCAUCUCCUCAACGCGGCGGAACCGAAAGUCGACCAUCUUCCCAGCUACUCUUGGGUCCCUUCAACGGCCGCCCAGCUUGUCAAUACAUAAAUACGACCCCGGGUAAAUCCCGAGGAGUGUGCGCGGACGCCUUCCUCCAGCAACAAACCGUGCUGGUCGACGAUGUCGAAUCAUACCCGGGCCACAUUGCUUGCGAUGGCGCAACCCGCAGCGAAAUCGUCUGCCCACUUAUCCUUCCCGGGCCCUCAGCUGGGCGUGUCCUGGGCGUUCUAGAUUUAGACUGCCUUGCCCCAGCGGGUUUCGAUGCCGAUGACAAGUUGGGCCUCGAGAAAAUCGCAGAACUGCUUGUUAAUAGCUGCAACUGGUGA